Oncorhynchus nerka (sockeye salmon) is the source of this 4922-nucleotide messenger RNA. RefSeq names its product probable histone deacetylase 1-B. The transcript has 14 exons. The record is from RefSeq and is a predicted model, not a curated record. Gene Ontology annotation, biological process: negative regulation of transcription by RNA polymerase II. Gene Ontology annotation, molecular function: histone deacetylase activity. Bases 56 to 1513 code for a protein of 485 amino acids. NCBI's taxonomy places the organism in Eukaryota, Metazoa, Chordata, Actinopteri, Salmoniformes, Salmonidae. Gene Ontology annotation, cellular component: NuRD complex; nucleus.
AAAAAAUGAUCCCGUGUGGGGCACAAAGAACGGUGCCCCUGUUAAUUACAGUAAAAUGGCGCUGUCGUCUGCAGGAGGAACAAAGAAGAAAGUUUGCUAUUAUUAUGAUGGCGACGUAGGUAAUUAUUACUAUGGCCAGGGUCAUCCCAUGAAACCCCACAGGAUCCGAAUGACCCACAACCUCCUGCUCAACUAUGGACUGUACAGGAAGAUGGAGAUAUAUAGACCCCACAAGGCCAGUGGAGAGGAGAUGACCAAGUACCACAGUGACGAUUACAUCAAGUUCCUGCGUUCCAUCCGGCCAGACAACAUGUCAGAGCACAGCAAACAGAUGCAGAGAUUUAAUGUAGGAGAGGACUGCCCAGUGUUUGACGGCCUGUUUGAGUUCUGUCAGCUCUCAACGGGAGGCUCUGUCGCGGGGGCAGUGAAGCUGAACAAGCAGCAGACGGACAUCGCCAUCAACUGGGCCGGAGGACUCCAUCAUGCCAAGAAGUCUGAGGCCUCUGGGUUCUGCUACGUCAACGACAUCGUCCUCGCCAUCCUGGAACUGCUCAAGUACCACCAGAGGGUGUUGUACAUAGACAUCGACAUUCACCAUGGAGACGGAGUGGAAGAGGCUUUCUUCACCACAGACCGGGUCAUGACGGCCUCCUUCCACAAGUAUGGAGAAUACUUCCCUGGCACCGGAGACCUGAGGGACAUUGGAGCAGGGAAGGGGAAGUACUAUGCUGUUAACUACCCUCUCAGAGACGGCAUCGACGAUGAGUCUUACGAAGCCAUCUUCAAACCUGUGAUGGCUAAAGUGAUGGAGAUGUUCCAACCCAGUGCAGUCUUGCUACAGUGUGGAGCCGACUCUCUCUCAGGAGACAGACUGGGCUGUUUCAACCUCACCAUCAAAGGUCAUGCUAAGUGUGUUGAGUACAUAAAGAGUUUCAACCUGCCUAUGUUGAUGUUGGGAGGUGGAGGUUAUACCAUCCGUAACGUGGCCCGCUGCUGGACCUACGAGACCGCCGUGGCUCUGGACAGCAUCAUACCUAACGAGCUUCCUUACAACGACUACUUUGAAUACUUUGGUCCUGACUUCAAGCUCCACAUCAGCCCGUCUAACAUGACCAACCAGAACACCAAUGAUUACCUGGAGAAGAUCAAACAGAGGUUGUUUGAGAACCUGCGCAUGCUGCCCCACGCCCCGGGGGUUCAGAUGCAGGCCAUCCCAGAAGACGCUCCACACCCGGACUCUGGAGAUGAGGAGGACGAGAGCCCUGACAAACGCAUCUCCAUUCGGGCCCAUGAUAAGAGGAUAGCCUGUGAAGAGGAGUUCUCUGACUCUGAGGAUGAGGGACAGGGAGGAGGGGGAAGGAGGAACGCUGCCAACCACAAGAAGACCAAACGAGUCAAGACUGAGGAGGAGAAAGAGAAGGAGGCGGAGGAGAAGAAAGAUGUGAAAGAGGAGAAAGAGACAGAGGAGAAGAUGGACACAACAGAGCCAACAGAGGAAACGAAGACGUCCUGAAGUGGGGAGCAGCAGAUAAACAGGAGCUUCCAGUUGUGAAUCUAAUCAAUCGAAAUGGACUGUAAAUUUAUUCUCUCAACACAGUUUUAGUAUUUCCUCAAACAGUUAAAUGUUUUAGCCUGUGUCAGUGUUGAAAUACUCAUGUCUCUACCACCUAUUUAAAUGUUGUUGUUUCUACCAUGUGUUUAGUUAUGGAGCCUGAGGAUCUGAAGCAGUAGGGUCCCAUUUCAAUAGUCUAGAAAAGGCUGGUUGGGAUUCAAUCCAAGGUGUGCUGUCGUGCACACUGCUCUAUAACAGACGUAAGGUCACUUCAAAUCAAAUGUAUUUAUAUAGCCCUUCGUACAUCAGUGCUGUACAGAAAACCCAGCCUAAAACCCCAAACAGCAAGCAAUGCAGGUGUAGAAGCACGAUGGCUAAGAAAAACUCCCUAGAAAGGCCAAAACCUAGGAUGAAACCAGGCUAUGUGGGGUGGCCAGUCCUCUUCUGGCUGUAUCGGGUGGAGAUUAUAACAGAACAUGGCCAAGAUGUUCGCAUGGUCAAAUAAUAAUAAAUUGCAGGCAGAACAGUUGAAACUGGAGCAGCAGCACGGCCAGGUGGACUGGGGACAGCAAGGAGUCAUCAUGUCAGCUUGAGCUGAUGUUGUACAGACGGUUAACGUCAGGGGGAAAUGCCUUUACUGUGUUGUCGGCCGUCUAGUGCGCUGCUCUAACAGGGCUUGGAUUGAAUUCCUACCUUAUUUCCGCUCUCUUCACUGACCCGAGGUAACUUGGUGAAAGCAAAUCCCCCUGAUAAGACUGAGGCCAUACUGCUUUCACAGUUCUCAGAUCAGUCCAGAUGAAGAGUUGAAAAGGAAUCCACUGCAAACAUUCCCCGUUGAACAAUAGUCACCAGCUCGAAGUUAUUUUAAAUCAUAGAUUUAUUUAUUUUUUUACAACAUAUGUUGUGUUUUACUUCUCCCAGGGUUAGUUUCUGACUAUAUGCUCCAUGUUGGCUUCUCCCAGGGUUAGUUUCUGACUAUAUGCUCCAUGUUGGCUUCUCCCAGGGUUAGUUUCUGACUAUAUGCUCCAUGUUGGCUUCUCCCAGGGUUAGUUUCUGACUAUAUGCUCCAUGUUGGCUUCUCCCAGGGUUAGUUUCUGACUAUAUGCUCCAUGUUGGCUUCUCCCAGGGUUAGUUUCUGACUUCCUCUCCAUGUUGGCUUCUCCCAGGGUUAGUUUCUGACUUCCUCUCCAUGUUGGCUUCUCCCAGGGUUAGUUUCUGACUUCCUCUCCAUGUUGGCUUCUCCCAGGGUUAGUUUCUGACUAUAUGCUCCAUGUUGGCUUCUCCCAGGGUUAGUUUCUGACUUCCUCUCCAUGUUGGCUUCUCCCAGGGUUAGUUUCUGACUGUACUCUCCAUGUUGGCUUCUCCCAGGGUUAGUUUCUGACUAUAUGCUCCAUGUUGGCUUCUCCCAGGGUUAGUUUCUGACUAUAUGCUCCAUGUUGGCUUCUCCCAGGGUUAGUUUCUGACUAUAUGCUCCAUGUUGGCUUCUCCCAGGGUUAGUUUCUGACUAUAUGCUCCAUGUUGGCUUCUCCCAGGGUUAGUUUCUGACUAUAUGCUCCAUGUUGGCUUCUCCCAGGGUUAGUUUCUGACUUCCUCUCCAUGUUGGCUUCUCCCAGGGUUAGUUUCUGACUAUAUGCUCCAUGUUGGCUUCUCCCAGGGUUAGUUUCUGACUUCCUCUCCAUGUUGGCUUCUCCCAGGGUUAGUUUCUGACUAUAUGCUCCAUGUUGGCUUCUCCCAGGGUUAGUUUCUGACUUCCUCUCCAUGUUGGCUUCUCCCAGGGUUAGUUUCUGACUUCCUCUCCAUGUUGGCUUCUCCCAGGGUUAGUUUGACUAUAUGCUCCAUGCUGGCUUCCUCUUCUCCCAGGGUUAGUUUCUGACUGUACGCUCCAUGCUGGCUUCCUCUUCUCCCAGGGUUAGUUUCUGACUGUACGCUCCAUGCUGGCUUCUCCCAGGGUUAGUUUCUAACUGUACGCUCCAUGCUGGCUUCCUCUUCUCCCAGGGUUAGUUUCUGACUGAUGCUCCAUGCUGGCUUCCUCUUCUCCCAGGGUUAGUUUGACUGUACGCUCCAUGCUGGCUUCCUCUUCUCCCAGGGUUAGUUUCUGACUGAUGCUCCAUGCUGGCUUCCUCUUCUCCCAGGGUUAGUUUCUGACUGAUGCUCCAUGCUGGCUUCCUCUUCUCCCAGGGUUAGUUUCUGACUGAUGCUCCAUGCUGGCUUCCUCUUCUCCCAGGGUUAGUUUCUGACUGUACGCUCCAUGCUGGCUUCCUCUUCUCCCAGGGUUAGUUUCUGACUGUACGCUCCAUGCUGGCUUCCUCUUCUCCCAGGGUUAGUUUCUGACUGUACGCUCCAUGCUGGCUUCCUCUUCUCCCAGGGUUAGUUUGACUAUAUGCUCCAUGCUGGCUUCCUCUUCUCCCAGGGUUAGUUUCUGACUGUACGCUCCAUGCUGGCUUCCUCUUCUCCCAGGGUUAGUUUCUGACUGUACGCUCCAUGCUGGCUUCCUCUUCUCCCAGGGUUAGUUUCUGACUGUACGCUCCAUGCUGGCUUCCUCUUCUCCCAGGGCUAGUUUGACUAUAUGCUCCAUGCUGGCUUCCUCUUCUCCCAGGGUUAGUUUGACUAUAUGCUCCAUGCUGGCUUCCUCUUCUCCCAGGGUUAGUUUCUGACUGUACGCUCCAUGCUGGCUUCCUCUUCUCCCAGGGCUAGUUUGACUAUAUGCUCCAUGCUGGCUUCCUCUUCUCCCAGGGUUAGUUUGACUAUAUGCUCCAUGCUGGCUUCCUCUUCUCCCAGGGUUAGUUUGACUAUAUGCUCCAUGCUGGCUUCCUCUUCUCCCAGGGUUAGUUUCUGACUGUACGCUCCAUGCUGGCUUCCUCUUCUCCCAGGGUUAGUUUCUGACGAUACGCUCCAUGCUGGCUUCCUCGUUUUAUAUUUCUAAAAUUAACAAAAUGUUGACUUGUCUUUAUUAGGUCACACAGAGGGCAGGGCUUCACCAACUGACAGGCUGAAUUUGUCGUAUUUGUAUUCAUUGUUGGACAUAAAGACUGUAAAAACACCAAGUAUUCCCACAUAAGAUGUGAUCGUAAUGCAAUGUUUUAGUCAAAUUCUGUUUGCAAAAAAAAAAAAAAACAGUCUAGAAAGUAAUUCUCCUGACUUAUGACCCCUGGAACAAUCCAGCUUCCCCAUCAAGGAAAAACCCCAAGAUCAGCAUGUAGAGGCCACUUCAGCCUACACCGUUGGGAACCGGCUCACGUUUUAAACCCCUGGUAUUUUCUACUGUAAAGGUUAACAGAUAUGGUGCUUGUUUUGGGUGUUCAGUUGUGAAAUGUGCAUAUAACUUGUUUUUAAUAUAGGAAAAAAAAAUACAUUUCUCAUCGACUUUGUA